Messenger RNA from Nymphaea colorata (pocket water lily), 731 nucleotides. RefSeq lists its product as uncharacterized. The transcript has a single exon. The record is from RefSeq and is a predicted model, not a curated record. Bases 49 to 651 code for a protein of 200 amino acids. NCBI's taxonomy places the organism in Eukaryota, Viridiplantae, Streptophyta, Magnoliopsida, Nymphaeales, Nymphaeaceae.
UGGAUACACCAAUACCACUCCCACAUCUCGAGCACCCUGAAUGGAGCCAUGAAGGGCUCAGCAUCUCUGCUCCUUCCCCUGCACUCACUGCCUUUCACAACAGCAGCUGCUGCAAGCAAGAAAGAGCAACAGCCAUGCUGUUGGCAGCUCUUCUCUACACCCUUUGCAGCAGGAGCUUCACCAUGCAGUGGAACACGGCGCAUUACUGUAGCACUGAGAGCCAAUGCAGGCAAAGGCUUUGGCCAAAUUGCAGAGGAGAAGCUUCCUCCUCCUCCUAGAACUACCACUAUCAGCGGUGGUGGCAGCGGCGGCAAUAGCAACAAGGAGGAUGAUGAUGAAAUCCCACAAGUGGUAUUUGAGAGGAUGAUCAGGCGGAUCCUGUUCUAUGUGGGGGCACCAAUGGCUACUGGAGUGGGGUUGCUGUACUUGCUUGACAGGGUCAAGAGCAACCACAUACUGGAUGUGCCUCUCUGGGUUCCCUUCAUGGUCAUAUUGAUUGGGUUUGGCACAUCAGCUCUUGGAAUAGCUUAUGGGACUCUGUCCACAAGUUGGGACCCAGAGAAAGAAGGGUCACUGCUGGGUUGGGAAGAAGCCCAGAAGAAUUGGCCUAUGCUUUGGGAGGAGGAUGAGGGCACCACCAAUGUUAAGUAGAUGAUGCUUCUGCCAUGUCCUUGCUUCUUUUGUACAAAGAUUCACAUAUGAUAAUGAGAAAUUACACCUUUUGCUAGUUA